Macrosiphum euphorbiae (potato aphid) is the source of this 927-nucleotide messenger RNA. NCBI's taxonomy places the organism in Eukaryota, Metazoa, Arthropoda, Insecta, Hemiptera, Aphididae. The record is from the annotation of a GenBank genome assembly.
AUGCCUAAAACACCUGCAGAACGUAGACGAGACUAUCGGGCACGUCUAAGAGCAGCUCGACAAGAAAAUAAAAAUCAUGUAUAUCGGCCUGCACCUAAAACAUCUGCAGAACGUAAUCGAGAAUUCCGGGCACGACAAAAAGAACUUCAACGGCAAAAUCCAGAAAAUUAUGAAAUAACAAGUGGUCCAACAUUACCUAGCUUAAAUGAUACACAACAACAAAAUUCAGCAACGAUGCAAUGCAUGGGUCCUGAAUCUAUUUUAAAUGGUGAUAAUAAUUGUACUGAUGGACAAUCUAAUGAAAUUCAACCCAACGUCAAUGUUAAUCGACUCAAGCCGAUGCCUAAAACACCUGCAGAACGUAGACGAGACUAUCGGGCACGUCUAAGAGCAGCUCGACAAGAAAAUAAAAAUCAUGUAUCUCGGCCUGCACCUAAAACAUCUGCAGAACGUAAUCGAGAAUUCCGGGCACGACAAAAAGAACUUCAACGGCAAAAUCCAGAAAAUUAUGAAAUAACAAGUGGUCCAACAUUACCUAGCUUAAAUGAUACACAACAACAAAAUUCAACAACUAUACAAUGGAGAAAUCCUGAUUCUCGUUCAAUUCAUAAUGAUGAUAGCUCUGAUGAAGAAUCUAAUAGAAAUCAACCAAGGGUAAUUGUUGUUAAUGCUCAAGUCCAUCAAGCAAGUUCACAAGCAUCUAUCGCAUGUAAUAAUCAACUUCAGACUACGUGUAAAACACCUGCAGAACGUAGUCGAGACUAUCGGGUACGUCAAAGUGAAAGUGAUAAUGGUGAAACUGUCAAUGCUUCACAACCGACAUCACAACCUAAAACUGGAGCACAACGCAUGCAGGAAUAUCGAAACAGACAAAGGCAGAGACAAUUCAAUGAAGAUAGUGAAAAAACGAAUAAUGUUGAUGAAUAA